GACCUCUUCGUGUACGUAUCCCUCUUCACCAGGUGAAAGCCACCUUAGCUCUUCGCUGCUAACCCCCCUCUCCUAUCAGCUCCUACACACACGUAAGACUCUAGCAUGUCGCACUUCUUCCACAAGCCGGAAAAUGCUCUGAAGCGCGCGCGUGAGUUGUUGGCCAUCCCCAACGUGGACGCCGGGGUGCUCAAGCGUACCAAGCACUCGGCGCUCGAGAUCCUGCACGAUGCGCUCAUCGCCAAAAAGAACCGCACGUGGCAGCCCACUCACGAGGAGCUCAUGAUCCUGUACCUGGACAUUUGUCUAGAGCUGCAGAUGGGCCGCGUAGCCAAGGACGGUCUUCACCAGUACCGCAACCUGUGCAUCCAGCACAACCCGGCGUCGCUCGAGACCAUCAUUAAACACUUCGUCACGCAGGCUGAGCGCAAGCUUGCGGCAGCCAAGAAGGAGAGCAACGAGCUCAAUCUUCUGGCCGCUGCCAAGGUGGAUCUGGACGCUGCGCAGACGCCUGAGGACGUGAUGCUGUCCACCACCACUUUUGAGGGAUCCAACGACCGCACUGACCGCGAAGUGGUUGUUCCAUGGCUUCGAUUUAUGUGGGAGACGUACCGCACGGUUCUGGACAUCCUCAAGAGCAACUCGAAGCUUGAGCCGCUGUACAAGACCACCGCUAUGCAAGCGUUCGACUUUUGCGUUGAAUACCAGCGCAAGAUUGAGUUCCGUCGCGUUUGUGAGAUCAUGCGCAACCACCUGAGCGCUUUGCAGAAGCACGUGGCGGCGCCCACGAGCCAAUCGACCCGCCAGAUGCGCAGCUGGGAAGGAUUCACUCUCGAUAGCGUCGAGCGUCUGCUGGAAGUGCGUUAUCGUCAGCUCCAGGUCGCUACCGACCUCGAGCUCUUCUCGGAGGCCUUCCGUACGAUCGAUGACAUCAACAACAUUAUGAACUUGGUGGAGCAGACCCCGCGCGUGGACCUUCUCGUCACGUACUACGAGAAGCUGGCGCAGAUUUUCCAGGUGUCCAAGAAUCACCUCUUCCAUGCCUACGCGCUGUACAAGUGGUACUCGCUGCGUGUGGCUGGUCUGCAGGGCCUCGCUGGCUCCCAGGCUCUACAAGAGCUGCCUGUGCUGGUUUCUGAGGGUGAACAGAAGGAAAUGGCCACACGCGUUGUGCUUGCUGCUCUAUCUAUUCCGCUACUGGACUUUGAAGCGUCUUCGUCUGUUCUUGGAGAUGACGAGACAUCGGCUGCCCAGACCGCCGAGAGCUCCCUCUCUGCUGCUGCUCGUGACAAGAAUGCGCGAAUGGCUGCUCUGUUGGGCUUUUCCACUACGCCUACGCGUGCUAACCUGCUCGAGGACAUCGAGGCCGCUGGCAUCCUCCCCAAGGCUUCCACUGCUGCCAGUGAGAUCUUCCAGCGUGUGGAGCUGCAGGAAGUGGACCCUCUGCAGAUUGUGAAGCAGUUAGAGCCUUUCCUGACCAAGAUUCGUGCUGAUCCGCUAGCCAAAGCCUACGUCGAUGGUGUUGAGCGCCUUGUGGUGCGUCGUGUGCUGUUCCAGCUCACCCGCGUGUACGCUAGUGUUACGAUCACCCACCUGCGCUCUAUCUUCGUCGGCCUCGAUAUUUCUUACGAGGAGAUUGAGACCCUUAUUGCUCGGUCGCGUAGUCUCAGCACCGUCGCGCAUACCAGUGCACCUAGUCUGUCCGGCAUGUACCGCCGUAAUGUUACGCAGCAUGGCAGCAACAACGCCGAGACGUCAUCAGCCGACGCUGUGGCGUCUGCUCAGACGCGAACUAAGAUCCGCAUCGACCAUGUGGAGCAGUGCAUUCGCUUCACUGACGCUGUGGAUCUGGAGGCCAAUGCUGCCCAGCUGACGCUUCUGGGUGAGCGUCUGUCCCGUGCUAUGAGCAAGCAGAAGAAGAAGCUCCUUGCGUCUACCCGUGCUCGUCUGCAGUCACAACGCUCCGAGAUGCUGGCUCGGCGUGAGAUUAUUGAGCGUAAGAAGGAAGAGCUGGAGAAACUGCAGCAGGAGAAGCUCCAGUCGCUCGAGAAGAAACGGCGGGAGUUUGCAAAGCGUCGCGCCGAGCUCGAACGCGAGCGUCUGACCCAGGAAGCUCGUCGCCGUGAGGCCGACAAGAAGCAGAAGAUUCAGGAUGAGAUCAAGCUUAAGGAGACCCGUCAGAUGUUGGACAAGCUGGGCCACACUAAUGUGAGCGACAUGGACCUCGCAACAAUCGACAAGGAGAAGGUACUGAACGAGGCUAAGGAGAAGGCUCGCAAGGCCAAGGAACUUGCCCAGCAGAAACUGCGCGAGAAUGCUCGUCGUCUCGACUACAUUGUACGUGCUACUCGCGAGGAGGAGCAGCCCAUUCUGCAGCGCCAGGCUGCCGAAGCCAAGGCGGAGGCUCUGAAGCGCUACGAAGAGGAGUCGGCUGCCAAGCUUAAGCGUGCUAAGGAGGAGCACGAACACGGCUUGAAGGAGAAGGCUCGCCUGGCCCCGGCUAUCGAGGCGAGCGCCGAGUUCGUUAAGGCUCACAAGGCUCGUCGUAUUGAGGAAUACAAGAAGGCUUCGGAGGAGCAGAAGAAGAAGGCCAUGCUGGAGCGUCUGAGUGCCCGCGUGGCUCACGCCAAGGAGCGCUACGAGGAGGAGCAGCGCUGUCUGCGUGAGGAGGAAGAGGAGAAGGAACGCAUCCGUCGCGAGGAAGAAGCCGAACGUGAACGCCAGCGCCUGAUUCAGGUGGAGGAGGAGCUUCGUCGCCAGGAGGAGGAAGAGGCUGAGGAACGUCGUAUUGCUGAAGAGAAGGAGCGUGAGGAGAGGAGCCAGCGUCAGCGCGAGGAGGAAGAGAAGCGUGUCGAACAGCGCAGCCAGGGUCGAUUCGGCAGCGCUGGUGCUCGUGGCCUGUCCGGCAGCUACCGCGAUUCGAACCGCAGCCGUGAUGACGACCACCGUGGCGACGACAGGAACGAUGGAGAGUGGACGCAAGUUAGCCGUGGUGGUCCUUCCAGCCGUGCUCAAACAGUGGCACCUGAAGGCCGCUGGGAGCGUCGUGGACCUACCGCUCGCGAGAGUUUCGGCGACCGCGACGGACGCGAGAGCGGUGGCCUUCGCCGCGACUUCGGUGGUGACCGUGACAGUGGUUCUCGUCGUGGAUUUGGUGGUGAUCGGGAUGAGCGUGAAAGCGGCGUGCGUCGUGCUUUUGGCGGUGAUCGCGAGGACCGUGAGGGCGGUCUGCGCCGUGGCUUCGGUGGCGACCGCGAGGAGAGUGGUUCUCGCUGGGGCAGCCGCGAGUCGUUCCGCCGUAGUGGUGACCGUGAUGGCGACCGUGAAUCUUUUCGUCGCGGCGGGGACCGUGAUGGCGACCGUGAAUCUUUCCGUCGUGGUGGUGACCGCGAUGGCGAGCGCGACUCGUUCCGUCGUGGAGCCGACCGUGAUGGAGAUGACCGUUUCUUUGGUCGCUCACAGCGUGAAGGUUCUUAUCGCGCGCCUCGCGCUGGUGAACGCGAUAAUUCGUCUUGCGCUGGUGACCGCGAUAGUUCGUCUCGCGCUCCCGAGUCUGGCCGCUGGAGAUAGACGUUCGAAGCUAAUUGUUUUGUAGCUAAACGAUCCGAGGUUAUCAGCAGGAGUUAAAAUGGCGUCUUAGCGCUCUUA
Messenger RNA from Phytophthora infestans T30-4, 3648 nucleotides. RefSeq names its product eukaryotic translation initiation factor 3 subunit A, putative. NCBI's taxonomy places the organism in Eukaryota, Oomycota, Peronosporomycetes, Peronosporales, Peronosporaceae. Bases 106 to 3570 code for a protein of 1154 amino acids. The transcript has 2 exons. Gene Ontology annotation, cellular component: multi-eIF complex; eukaryotic translation initiation factor 3 complex, eIF3m; eukaryotic translation initiation factor 3 complex, eIF3e. Gene Ontology annotation, molecular function: mRNA binding; translation initiation factor activity. Gene Ontology annotation, biological process: formation of cytoplasmic translation initiation complex; translation reinitiation. The record is from RefSeq and is a predicted model, not a curated record.